UGCUCUCAUCGAAAAGUCUUGCAACCAACCCUUUUGAGUUUUGAUCCUGUUCCCACCGUUAAUGUCCUUUCUCCCUCUCUCUAUUUUAUUUUCUAACUUGGAAAAAAAAAUUAUGAAUAUGUCAAUAGCUAAGGUUGUCAUCAAGAUUAUUCCAGCUUGUGCUGAGCUAGAUUCUUGCUGAACAUGGUGUCUUGGUUCAAACUGGUCCUGUUGGAGCUGUAAGAGUAAUAAUAAAGGUUCAAUCUUCUGUCCUUGUUCUCCCUCUACUUCUGUGUGCUUGACUUGUGUGGUUUUGUGCUUGAUAAGUAGAAGCUCACUACUUUCUUUUCCUGUUUGUACCAGAGAUCUUCAUAAGAUUCGACUAGCUUCAGAAAGAGAAAAAUUUGAAAGAGAAAAAAAUCAUUCCCAGUGGUGUUCAUUUUAUUUCUAGAUGCCAUAAUGAUUGAUUGGAGUAAAUUUAGCUUCUUUAUCUGUGCUUUAUCUAUCUUGCCCUUGGUAUGCUUCUGUGCCACCUUUGUUCCGGUAGAUAAUUAUCUUAUAGAUUGUGGAGCACCUGCAAAUACUUCUGUAGAUGGCCGCAAUUUCAUAGCUGAUAGUUUAUCUAAGGAUCUUCUUUCCACACAACAAAAUAUUCUUGCCACUUCCUCCUUAAAAUCAAAUGCCUCUUCCUCUGAUGAUUCACCUCUCUAUCAAACUGCAAGAAUCUUCACUGGAUCAUCAAAGUACACUUUUCCUAUUCAGCAAAAGGGGAGACACUGGAUCCGUCUCUAUUUCUUUCCAUUCACUUAUCAAAAAUACAAUUUGAGUGCUGCAAAUUUCUCUGUUGCAACCCAAAACUAUGUGCUUUUUAGUAGCAUCAACAUGCAGAAAAAUCCUGUUAUGAAGGAAUACUCGGUUAAUGUGACCUCAGACACUCUUGUUAUCACCUUUACCCCUUCUGAUAAUUCCACUGCUUUUGUGAAUGCCAUUGAAGUUGUUUCUGUUCCUGAUGAUCUCAUUGUUGAUGAUGCUUCUGCGUUAGAUCCAUCAGCAACCUACUCUGGGUUGGUAACACAGGCACUGGAGACAGUUUGGAGGGUUAACAUGGGUGGUCCAAAUCUGUCCCCUUUAAAUGACUCCCUCCAAAGAACUUGGGUUCCUGAUCAAGGUUUCCUUUUGCAACCUAACCUUGCCUCAUCUGUUUCAAAUAUCGAUGCUGUUAAUUAUGAGCCAGGCGGGCCAACGAAAGACACUGCUCCAGCUACUGUUUAUGGUACUCUUACACAGAUGAACUCGAGCGGUGAUCCCCGUAAUAUUUUCAAUUUGACAUGGCAGUUUGAUGUGGAACCCGGAUUUCAGUACCUUGUUCGACUUCACUUCUGUGAUGUAGUCAGUAAAGCUCUCAAUGAACUCUACUUCAAUGUUUAUGUUAACUCCUUGUUUGCUGUCCAGAAUCUUGAUCUCAGUAUUAUAAGUAAUAAUAAUUUGGGUGCUCCAUAUUAUAAGGAUUUGGUUACAGCCUUAGCUGUCAGCAAUAAACUUCGCGUAAGUGUUGGCCCUACUAAUUUAAAUAAGGGCUAUCCUAAUGCCAUUUUGAAUGGGCUUGAGAUCAUGAAAAUGAACAAUUCUAUGGGCAGUCUUAGCUCAGCAGGAGCUCCUGUGGCUAUUACCUCGGGUUCAAGUUCUAAGAAAGUUGGCGUGAUUGUGGGUGUGACUAUUGGGGCAUUUAGUGCAGUGAUCUUGGCUGGAGUUUUCUUUGUACUAUGCAGGAAGAGAAGACGGUUGAUACGACAAAAGCAGUCAAAGACAUGGGUUCCUUUGUCCGUCAACGACGGAACUACUACCCAUACCAUGGGAAGUAAAUAUUCUAAUGGCACAACAAUAAGUGCUGCUUCAAACUUCGAGUACCGAGUCCCUUUUGUGGCAGUUCAGGAGGCUACAAACAAUUUUGAUGAGAGUUGGGUUAUUGGGAUAGGUGGUUUUGGGAAAGUGUACAAGGGAGAAUUAAGUGAUGGCACAAAAGUGGCAGUUAAGAGGGGAAAUCCACGGUCCCAGCAGGGGCUAGCAGAAUUCCAAACUGAAAUUGAAAUGCUAUCUCAGUUCCGUCAUCGUCAUUUGGUGUCUUUGAUUGGGUACUGUGAUGAAAAGAAUGAAAUGAUCUUGAUCUAUGAAUAUAUGGAGAAAGGAACUCUCAAGAGUCAUCUAUAUGGUUCAGGUCUCCCAAGCUUAAGUUGGAAAGAGAGGCUUGAGAUAUGCAUUGGAUCUGCUAGAGGACUUCAUUACCUUCACACUGGCUAUGCUAAAGCAGUUAUUCACCGUGAUGUCAAAUCUGCCAAUAUCCUACUUGAUGAGAACCUAAUGGCUAAAGUUGCUGAUUUUGGAUUAUCAAAGAAGGGGCCUGAAAUUGACCAGACACAUGUGAGCACGGCUGUCAAAGGGAGUUUUGGGUACCUUGAUCCUGAGUAUUUCAGGAGGCAACAACUAACAGAAAAGUCAGAUGUGUAUUCAUUUGGGGUAGUUCUGUUUGAAGUUCUUUGCGCAAGACCUGUCAUUGAUCCAUCCCUUCCUAGAGAAAUGGUAAACUUGGCUGAAUGGGCAAUGAAAUGGCAGAAGAAAGGACUGUUGGAGCAAAUCAUAGAUCCAACACUUGCUGGCAAAAUCAGACCAGAUUCUCUUAGGAAAUUUGGAGAAACUGCUGAAAAAUGCUUGGCUGACUAUGGUGUUGACAGGCCUUCUAUGGGAGAUGUCUUAUGGAAUUUGGAGUAUGCUCUCCAACUUCAAGAGGCUGUGGUUCAAGGUGAUCCUGAAGAUAACAGCACCAAUAUGAUUGGUGAACUCUCUCCACAGGUCAACAAUUUCAACCAUGAUGCAAGUGUUUCUGCUGUACAGUUUGAAGGUUCAAAUGUGGAUGAUCUAUCUGGUGUUUCUAUGAGUAGGGUGUUCUCACAGUUGGUGAAGUCUGAGGGUAGAUAGAUGGCUUUGAAUAUCCUAUCUUCUAAUUUCUGUAUUACAGUACCCUUCAUUUAUGAUUUUGUUAUUUGUCUUCUGAUCAGUAGUUCUCUGCCCCGACAUGUUCAUUAGGCACUUCGUAGAUUUGUAAAGAAAGAUUUGAGUUAAUGAAACAUGUUUGCAUAAUUGGUAUGAGAGGAAUCUCCUUGUUAAAUCUUUGACAUGCGAGGUUUGAAUUGGACUAUUUUGAAACUUCAGGGUAAGUUGUGCAACUAUUCAGAUGUACCUUGUCAGCAAGAGAAAUGCCUGAAUCAACAAGUUUGGCAAUGUUAUCUGAUUAAACUACCAUGAAGAGUUGGGUUACAUGUUUUGGUUUUGUAUCAUUUAUAUUUUUGUGACCAGAGAGGAUGUGAUAAGAGUAGCAUGCAGUUUCUCUGAUAUAAUUCAGCAUGCUGUAUUUUCAUUUGUUAUUAUGUAUUUGCUGUUAAUAUGAGUUGCAUGGUUUAUUAUAUUUUGGGAGUCAUUUACUUUCCUCCAUUUUAUUUCUUAUGUAUUUGCUGUUAAUACAGGCUGCAUGGUUUAAAUCUUUAUACAUUGGCAAUGUACCUUUUUAUUCAUUAGCAUUUACAAAUAAUGUGGUAUUGAUACUUUUAACCUCUUUCGUGGAUAUUUCAAGAAUCAAUUUC
Abrus precatorius (Indian licorice) is the source of this 3614-nucleotide messenger RNA. Its product is annotated as receptor-like protein kinase HERK 1. Lineage: Eukaryota; Viridiplantae; Streptophyta; Magnoliopsida; Fabales; Fabaceae. Gene Ontology annotation, molecular function: transmembrane receptor protein tyrosine kinase activity; ATP binding. The record is from RefSeq and is a predicted model, not a curated record. Gene Ontology annotation, biological process: protein autophosphorylation. Gene Ontology annotation, cellular component: plasmodesma; plasma membrane. The coding region runs from base 439 to 2952 and encodes 837 amino acids. The transcript is spliced from 2 exons.